Molecule: messenger RNA, 1163 nt
Organism: Paramecium sonneborni
Lineage: Eukaryota; Ciliophora; Oligohymenophorea; Peniculida; Parameciidae
Source: the annotation of a GenBank genome assembly
AUGAAAUAUAACAUCAUACUAUUAUUUUUGAAACGAGAACAUCUUAUACUUUUAACUAAGAUAUCCUUAUUAAAUCAACAAGACUCAACAUGCGAAUCAAAAAUUAACUCCAUUGAAUUAGAAAUUCAAAGAUAAGAAAAGUUACUCCUUAAAUCAAAAUGGACUCCAUCUGAAUUAGAUUUUAUCAAGUAGUAAAUUCUCUAAAUAGCCAAUCUUACCUUCUCUUAUUAUAAAUUACAUUUCCCAAUCAAUUCUUCUGUCUCUAUCAAAGAACAUAUCAAAUUUAUUCAAAUAAUAAAACAUUUAAACUAUAACGGGACAAUCUUGAAUGACAUUUUUAAAUAAUAAAGAGUAUAUAACAAUCCAUUAUAUAGUGUAGAUUACAAUUUGAAAGAAUGAAAUUACUUAAAUCUCAAAAAUUAAUUGACGAACCUAUUCAUCCUAAAAUUGCCAAUUAUAAAAUAGACUAUGCUUAUGUCUAAUACUUAUUCAACAGAUAUUAUAAUCCAAAAACUCUAGAUUAUAAAUAGCCAUAUCAAAUACUUAAUUUAUUGGUGAAAAAAAAAAUGUAUAGAAUAAAUAAUCGUGUUUGCAUGAGUAUUACUAGUCUAGAAGAUGUUCCUCAAUUAUAAUUAAUCAAUACUAAUCUUAUUUAACCAAUAUUAAAUUAUGAUUAAUUCAACAGUACUUUUGAAAAAAGAAUGAAUAAAUUGAUGAAUCGAAACUCCCAAAUAUAACAGUCUAUACUUUAAUAUAAUCAUCUCUAUUAUAAUUAGAGAUCUUCUUUUUAAAAUUGCAAAACUUCUGACGAUCUUCCAAUUUUGUAAAGAUAAAAAUUAAAUCAAAAUUUUGAAUCUGAUAUCUUAAUUCUUCCUGAUCAUAGAACACAACGAACUAAUUAUAGAUUUGCAAAAUUAUUAGAAAAGUAAGAAAAUAAAAAUUUAAAAUCUAUUAAUAUCAAAGAUUAGAUGGAGUUUGUAUUAAUGUAAAAAAUAAAACGUCAUCAUACAUCUUCUGAAAGAGAAGAUUCUAAAUAAAUUAGUAGAUCUUAAUUUUUAAGAAGUGUAAAAUCAGAACAUUUAUUGAUUGAAUAAGAAAUUUUCUUUAAAAAAAUUUUAUAGCCAAUAAAAGAAUAAAAAUUUAAAAUAAAACAAAACAAAUGA